This is a messenger RNA of Diabrotica virgifera virgifera (western corn rootworm), 11947 nucleotides long. RefSeq names its product zinc finger protein 845-like. The coding region runs from base 276 to 2900 and encodes 874 amino acids. Gene Ontology annotation, cellular component: plasma membrane; postsynaptic membrane. Gene Ontology annotation, molecular function: glutamate-gated receptor activity; DNA-binding transcription factor activity; transmitter-gated monoatomic ion channel activity involved in regulation of postsynaptic membrane potential. Lineage: Eukaryota; Metazoa; Arthropoda; Insecta; Coleoptera; Chrysomelidae. The transcript is spliced from 6 exons. Gene Ontology annotation, biological process: synaptic transmission, glutamatergic; regulation of transcription by RNA polymerase II; modulation of chemical synaptic transmission. The record is from RefSeq and is a predicted model, not a curated record.
UAGACACAGCGAAAGUCUAAAGUCUAAUCAACUUAUAAAAUAUUAAUUUAGCAGGACCUUUGUUGUUUGUUUUAUUGUUUUUAAUAGUGUGUCUUUAAUUUGAAGAACAGAAGAACGAGCCAGAAGAUAAUUCAAAUUUAAGUAUGGAAGUAAAACUGAAAUCAAGAACGAGUUUGUGGAAAGUGACCUAAGAAUGCCUAAGAUGUAUCCACAGUGGGUUAUCAUCAUCAAAAAAUCUUGGAGAUUUGAAAAAUGAACCACAAGACAAUUCAGGUAUGGAAGUAAAAUCUGAAAAGGAAGACUUUGUGGAAAGUGCACAAAGAUAUAUACACAGUCAGUUAUCCUCAUCCACAAAUCUUGGAGAUUUGAAAAAUGAACCACAAGACAUUUCAGGUGUGGAAGUAAAAACUGAAAUUAAUGAAGAGUUUGUGGAAAGUGACAUGAGUUAUAUAGAGAGUCAGCUAUCUUCAUCCAUAAAUCUUGAAGAUUUGAAGAAUGAACCAGUAGAAAAUCCAGCUCUGGAAAUAAAGGCUGAAAUUACGGAAGUGUUUGUUGAAGUUGAUCCAAGAUAUACAGAGAGUCAGGUAUUCACAUCAACACAUCUUGAGGAUCUGAAGAAUGAAUCUGAAGAUAACUCAGGCUCUCUCGGAGAGAAGAACACAUUGGCAAAUAUGGAGAAAGUAUCCCUACAUACAUGUAACAAAGAAAGUGUGAUGCAACCAGAUGAAGAAAAAAAUUGUGAAAUUUGUAUUAAGCAGCUUGGCCAUAAAAGUUAUUUAAACAAGCAUAUGAAAAUAUGCACUGGAAAAAAGUCUUACAACUGUGAAAUUUGUUUUAAGCAGUUUAACCAAUCAUGUAAUUUAAAAAAACAUCUGACAGUGCAUACUGGAGAAAAAUCUUAUAAGUGUGAAAUUUGUUUAAAACAGUUCAGUGAAGCAGGUUCUUUGAAAAGACAUUUGAGAGCGCACAGUGGAGAAAAAUCCUGUGAAAUUUGUUUUAAGCAAUUUAGUCAUGCAUCCAGUUUGAAAAUGCAUUUACAAAUGCACACUGGAGAAAAGACUUACAAGUGUGAAAUUUGUUUUAAGCAAUUUAGUCAUGAAUCCAAUUUGAAACUGCAUUUACGAAUGCACACUGGAGAAAAGCCUUACAUGUGUGAAAUUUGUUCUAAGCAAUUUAGUCAAUUAGGUGAUUUGAAAAAACAUUUGAGAGUGCACACUGGGGAAAAGCCAUACAAGUGUGAAAUUUGUUUUAAACAGUUUUGCCAACCAAGUAAUUUGAAAAGACAUUUGAAAGUGCACACUGGAAAAAAAUCCUGUGAAAUUUGUUUUAAGCAAUUUAGUCGUGCAUCCAGUUUGAAAAUGCAUUUACAAAUGCACACUGGAGAAAAGACUUACAAGUGUGAAAUUUGUUUUAAGCAAUUUAGUCAUGAAUCCAGUUUGAAAGUGCAUUUACGAAUGCACACUGGAGAAAAGCCUUACAUGUGUGAAAUUUGUUCUAAGCAAUUUAGUCAAUUAGGUGAAUUGAAAAAACAUUUGAGAGUGCACACUGAGGAAAAGCCAUACAAGUGUGAAAUUUGUUUGCAGCAAUUUACUCUAGCAGUUGGGUUAAAAAAACAUUUAAGAAUUCACACUGGAGGAAAGUCUUACAAAUGUGAAAUUUGUUUAAAGUUAUUUAGUCAUGCAGCAAGCUUAAAAGUACAUUUAAGCAGGCACACAGGAGAAAAGCCUUACAUGUGUGAAAUUUGUUCUAAGCAAUUUAGUCGAUCGAUUGAUUUGAAAAAACAUUUAAGAGUGCACACUGGAGAAAAGCCUUACAAGUGUGAAAUUUGUUUAAAGUUAUUUAGUCAUGCAGCCAGCUUAAAAGAACAUUCAAGCAUGCACACUGCAGAAAUGCCUUACAAGUGUAAAAUCUGUUUUAAACAGUUUACCCGAUCAAGUAAUUUGAAAAGACAUUUGAAAGUGCACACUGGAGAAAAAUCUUUCAAUUGUGAAAUUUGUUUUAAGCAGCUUACUAGAGCAAGUAAUUUGAAACAACAUUUGAAAUUGCACACGGGGGAAAAGCCACAUACAUGCGAAAUUUGUUUUAAGCAAUUUAGUGAAAUGCGUGAUCUGAAAACACAUUUGAGAGUACACACUGGAGAAAAGCCUUAUAAGUGUGAAAUUUGUUUAAAGUUAUUUAAUUAUGCAUCCAGCUUAAAAGAACAUUUAAGCAGGCACACAGGAGAAAAGCCUUACAUGUGUGAAAUUUGUUCUAAGCAAUUUAGUCAAUCGAAGAAUUUGAAAAAACAUUUAAGAGUGCACACUGGAGGAAAGCCUUACAAGUGUGAAAUUUGUUUAAAGUUAUUUAGACAUGCACCCAGCUUUAGAGGACAUUUAAGAAGGCACACUGGAGAAAUGCCUUACAAGUGUGAAAUUUGUUUUAAACAGUUUAAUCUACCAAGUAAUUUCAAAACACAUUUGGAAGUGCACACUGGAGAAAAAUCUUUCAAUUGCGAAAUUUGUUUUAAGCAAUUUAAUUAUGCAUCCAGUUUGAAAAUGCAUUUACAAAUACACACUGGAGAGAAACCGUACAAGUGUGAAAUUUGUUUUAAGCAAUUUAGUCAAUCAGGUAAUUUGAAAAAACAUUUGAGAGUGCACACUGGGGAAAAGCCUUACAAGUGUGAAAUUUGUUUAAAGUUAUUUAGUCAUGCAGCCAGCUUAAAAGAACAUUUAAGCAUGCACACUGCAGAAAUGCCUUACAAGUGUAAAAUCUGUUUUAAACAGUUUAACCGAUCAAGUAAUUUGAAAAGACAUUUGAAAGAGCACACUGGAGAAAAAUCUUUCAAUAAUUGUGAAAUUUGUUUUAAGCAGUUUACUAGAGCAAGUAAUUUGAAACGACAUUUGAAAUUGCACACGGGGUAAAAGAUACAUACAUGCGAAAUUUGUUUUAAGCAAUUUAGUGAAAUGAGUGAUCUGAAAACACAUUUGAGAGUACACACUGGAGAAAAGCCUUAUAAGUGUGAAAUUUGUUUAAGGGGGUAUUAGUACGCUAUGGUCAAGAUAGGUGGCGAAUUUGUAAACUAACGUUUAACAAUUCUUUGAAUAGAUGGCAGCACGUACAUAUAUUUUAUUAUUAAAUUUAGUUCUCUGAACGACACAGCAUUGAUGCCACGCACUCGAAGUUACGAUUCGGCACAUUUCGCUCUCAGUCGUACUUUGUAUUUACAUACGACCGUUUUUAAUUCUUUCUUUACCUGCCUAGGGUAAAUUGUCAUUAAUAGAUAAUAAACGUUCAUUCAUUUGGAAAUAGUUUAUUAUUUAAUAUUGUAUUUACAGACGGCAAUUCGUAAUUCUUUACCUGCUCAAAAAGAUUGAUUUCAAACUAAAGAAAUUUGCAAUUAUUUGAAAUACAAAUAAGUGCCUAUUAGACAAGCGAAAACGGCGGGUUCGAAGGGAAAAAUAUUCCCAUGAGAUUUUUUUGCAUAAUCACAUUCGUGAGAUAUCCCAGAAUAAGGUUCAAGAAGUCGCCCACGUGAAAAGUGGGCCAAUUUUUUUUUAACAAUUUUUUUUUUAAUCAAAUUGCAAGAAUCAAUAUUUUGGCCCGAACAAUUUUUUUUUUAAUUUUUUGGACCAUUCUGGACAAAAAAGGUCUCUUAUAAUUUUUCUCUAAAGUUGAUCGUUUUCGACUUAUAAGCAAUUUAAAAUUGAAAAAAACGAAAAAUGGCGAUUUUCAAGGCUUAAUAACUCGGUUAAAAGUUAUUAUUAUGAAAGUCAAUAUAUGACUAAAUCAAAGUUUAAAGCCACCCCUACAAGAUCCUGAAGAAAUUUUUGUUAUUAUUUUAUUACUAAGCUGUUAUUUUUAAGUAAAGUUACGCGCCAUGCACGUGUGCGGCCACUGUAAAUUCUGAGUGCGAGAGAGAAGCCAUUCCAGCAGCCCAAUUGUGCAUCGUACUCGCACUCACAUUUACAGCGGCGUCAAUAUGAUCUAACCGCUCUUUUUUAUUAAUUAAAAAUAACAGCUUAGUAGUAAAUUAAUGACAGAGAUUUCUUCAGGAUCAUGUAGCGGCGACUUUAAACUUUGAUUUAGUCACUUUCUGACUUUCAUAAAAAUAAUUUUUAACCGAGUUAUUAAGUCUUAAAAAUGGCCAUUUUCGCUUUUUUCAAAUUUUAAAUUGCUGAUAACUCGAAAAAGAUCAACUUUAGAGAAAAAUUAUAAGAGAGUUUUUUUGUCCAGAAUGGUCCAAAAAACCUAAAAAAUAAUAGUCCGGGUCAAAAAUAUUGAUUUUUGCAAUUUGAUUAAAAAAAAAUUGUUAAAAAAAGAUUGGCCCACUUUUCACGUGGGCGACUUCUUGAUCCUUAUUCUGGGAUGUCUCACGAAUGUGAUUAUGCAAAAAUAUCUCAUGGGAUUAUUUUUCCCAACGAACCCGCCGUUUCCGCCUUGUCUAUAUCUAAUGACCAAAAAAGAAUUAUGCUAAUUCUCAGAAUGAAGAUCGAGUAUAAAAUUAGUAUUUUUAAUAAAUGUAAAAUACGUAAGUCAAUUAAAAAACAGCGUCACUACAAACUUUUUCAUAUUGAAUGUUUUAUCAACAAGAGAAGUUUUUUCCUCGGAAAAUUUCACAUUUUCAUUUCAUUUCUCAUUUCAAUAUUCGAGGCAGAAUAAUAAUUAGCCUAAUGAGCCACUUACUUAAAACAUUUUUAAAAGUGAUAUACGGCAGAAUAUAUAAAAAAUACGAAGAACAAGUAUCAUGGACAAAGAUUGGCUUCCGCAAUGCCUUGCCCUUAGGCACCCGAGAGGCUCUAUUGACUGUCCAAGUGCUUAUGCAGAGGUGCAGAUAUGUCAACUGUGACGUACCUAUAUAUUUGUUUUAUCGACUACAAAAAGGCAUUUGAUAGAGUACAACAUGAUAAGCUCACAUACUCAUCAUAACCAUCUUGGAGGAAACUGGAUUAAAUGAUAGAUCUAAACAACAUUAGAUAUCCCGACGACGCAGUAGUUUUUGCAGAUAGCUAGAUGAUUUGCAAAGAAUAAUGUCGCGCAUAUAAGACAUAAGUAGUGAACAUGGAAUUUCAAUACGAAAAAAAAAGAAAGUAAUGGUAGUCAUUAAGAGCGAAAUAUAUUACAUAUACGGCUUUUGGUUAACCAACAACCAAUUGACAGAGUGGACAGCUACACAUACCCUGGUACCUACAUAAAUAUUCAAUGAGACCACUCUAGUGAAAUAAAACAACGCAUAGGAAAAGCGAGAUCAGCGUUCAUAAUGAUGAAGUCUCGUUUCAGAAGUCACAUUUACCACUUGUUAACAAAAUUUCUAUUAUCAGAUCCUAAGUAUUUUCUAGAUUAUUAUACUGAGUAGAAGCCUGGACUCUUUCCAAAACUUCUUUAAGAAAACUCAAGGCAUUCGAGAUGUGGUAUGACAGUCGCAUUUUAAGAAUUUCGUGGAUGGGUCGUGUGACCAAUGUUGAGGUCUUACGUAGAAUGGGAAAGGAAUGCGAGAUUAACACACAUUAUUAUCAAAGAGCGCAAAGUAGAAUAUCUUGGCCAUGUUAUGAGCAAUGAACAGAGAUUGCCGCUACUCAUUCUUCAGGGCAAGGUAUUGGGAAGAGAGGACCAGGGAGAAGAAGAAUAUAUCUGAGAAACUGGUUCAAUACCUACAUCGACAAACAGACUAUUCCGAAUAGCAGCAUGCAAAGUUAGGAUAGCCAUGCUGAUCGCCAACAUUCGGAACGAAUAAGCACCGUGAGAAGAAGAAUAUCUCAUUUUAAAUUCUUCUUCAUGUGCCUCGUCCGUUGCGGACAUUGGCACGUUAGUCCAAAUUAUUGGCGUAAGUUUUGAAGUCAUGAGUGUCUUCUUCUUCUGGGUCCACGUUUGCUCUCUAUUUUACUCUGUAUUGUCAGUGGCAGUAUACGAUAUUUAUCAUGUCUCAUAAUGUGAUCGAGGUAUUCAGGUUUCCGUUUCUUAAUUGUGAAAGAGAUUUCUUAUUUUUGUUUUCUCCUCAGCGCAAUACCUCUACGUUGGUAGUGUGAGUCGUCCAGGACAUUUUGAGGAUAAGUCGGUACACCCACAUUUCGAAUUCCUCUAGCUUUUUCAUUAAUGUUUCCGUUAUUGUCCAGGCCUCUGCUCCAUACAGCAAGACCGGAAAGAUAUCAUUUUAGCAGCCGUAUUUUUAGUGGGAUAGAUAUGUCGGAUUUGAUAAAAAUAUAUUUCUCAUGUUAUUAGAUGUUGCUCUGGUGUUUUCAAUUCUAGAUCGUAAAAAUUCUGCACCAAGGUGAGAUUCGAACUCACGACCUUUAGGUCCAAAGGUAGGCGUUCUUACCACUGAGCCACAGACGGAUUACAAUCAUGAUUGAAACUCAAACAAAGUCCAAAAUGUUUACUGGCAGGGGGAGGGGCCACUUUUCUAAACAAAACCACGUGAUUCGUGGUUCUAUUAUAUUCUGACCUAACGUGAUCGAGGAGUUUUCGUCCAUGUUUAUCAUAAUCUUUGUUUUAUUAUAACUCAUCCUCAGUCCUAUUUUUUCGGCUUCAUCCUUUAAUUCGUCUAGCAUGGUUUUUAAUGCUACUUUUAUAUCAGCGAUUAAGAUUAUAUCGUCCGCAUAUCGUAAGUAAAUUUUUUUUGAAGACAUCUUCCAGCGCUUGAUUAAAUAGUUUUGGAGAUAUUGUAUUCCUGUCUAACUCUUCGUUUUAGUUGAACUGGUUCUGUUCCUACAUAUACACAAUUUUAUUCUAGUUGAGGCAUUCCUAUAUAUGUUCUCUAUCAGAUCUGUAUAUCUGUACCUAUAUCAGGUAUCAGGAGUUUUUUGGGUCCCAAUGUUCUACAUUCUACACAAUAAAACGCUUUUUCAAAGUCACAGCGUCACUACAAUAACAAUUUUUUUCAUAUCGAAUGUCAACACGGGAAGUUUUUUUCCUCGGAAAAUUUUACAUUUUCAUCUCAUUUCUAAUUCUUCUUCUUCAUGUGCCUUGUCCGUUGUGGACGUUGGCUAUCAUCAUAGCAAUUUUAAUUUUGUUUACAGCGUCUCUAUAACUCGAUCGAUGUUAGUCCAAACCAUUGGCGUAAGUUUUGAAGCCAAGAGUGUCUUCUUCUUCCGGGUCCACGUUUACUCUCUAUUUUACCCUAUAUUAUCAGCUGCAGUAUACGAUAUUUAUCAUGUCUCAUAAUACAUGACCGAGGUGUUCACGUUUUCGUUUUUUAAUUGUGAAAGAUAUUUCUUUUUGUUUUCGAGUUGACGACUGUUCCAAGGUAUACAUAUAAUUCUACGUGUUGAAUUGGUUGUUUAUUUUCAAUUGUCUGGCAGGUUUUUGAGUUUUGCUCACCAGUGUCCAUUUUUCUUUUAUUUAUGUUGAAGGUUAAAUUCUCUUUUUUCACUCGCUCUUUAUAGGUACCCGGGUAUGACAGGCCUGUCCAUAAGAUGCUGAAGUUAAUCGAUACUGCUAGCAACCACAACUGUAUCGUCUGCAUAUCGGUUUAUCUAAUUAUUACUCCAGUAAAUUUCAAUAUUUUUUUUCACUUACGGAAAUAUUUGACAUAAAUUAAUCAAUGAUUAUACAAUAUUGUUUUGUCUACAAUUUUUUUAUUAGGAUAAUGCCUCAACAAAUACUAAUGGCCAUUGGCAUGUGUAAUGUGUGUAAAAAUGUCGACGUCAUCGUCUUUACAAAGAGACGCUAAUUGUAUCCGAACAAUGCAUUAUUCGCGGCCCUAUAAAAAUUAAAUUUGCCAGAAAGUGAAUAAAACUGAAAUUGUUUUUAGAUCCGCCCCACAUAACAUACUAGAGCUUACUUAUGUUAUCUAUGUAUUAUGUCAAAACUAGUAUAAUCCCCCAGUAAACACUUUGAGACAUUUUGAGCCUCGUUUAACUUUCAACCUUCGUAUAACGUCACGGAUUCAAGCAUAAAAAAUGUAUAUUUGUAUUGUUAAGACACUGUGACGUUAUACAAUCAUAAUUGAAAGUGAAAGUCAAACAAGGUCCAAAAUGUGUACUGGGAGGGGGUGGGGCCACUUUUCUAAACAAAACCGCGUGAUUCAUCGUAUUUCCGUGGUUACAAAACUCGUUUUCAAUUGUUUGUAGAUUUUCUUAAAAUCCGGCAAACGCGCAUCUGUCUCCAUUUAAUACAUCACUGCUGACAUCUACUAAAUGACACGUGAACUCAUCUUCUCAUCUAUUAAGUGACAGCGGAACUAAUUUAUCACUAGAAAAAUGCCAACUUAUUGCUGUAAUUUCAAUAAAAUCCCCAGAUUGCAGCUUUUAACUAAAAUUUUUACCUUUAGGUACAGUUAAUUUAAAAAUUAUGGCAGUAUGGACAAUGAAAUUUUGUUUAAAAUAAAGCUUUUUGCAUAGUUAAUCGUUUCUGGUAGUUAUUUUCCACCCAAGUUCAAAAAUUAUUAUGCAAAACGAAUUUUUAUAGCAAGUUACGAAGUAAGUUAUGACAUGGACUCCUUUAAGUACAGUUAUAAAAAAUAUACUGCUUUCUUUGGAAAUUUUAACUAGAUACUAUUAAAAUAGAAAGUCUACAGUUCACGUACCUACCCCUUUGAAGAUUGGUUUUGAAAUAGUGACGGUAACUGUACCUAAAAACUAUAUAAAUUUUAACAUUGUGUCAUACCACCUUAAAGUUAUUUAGUUAUGCAUCCAGCUUAAAAGAACAUUUAAGCAGGCACACAGGAGAAAAGCCUUACGUGUGUGAAAUUUGUUCUAAGCAAUUUAGUCAAUCUAAUAAUUUGAAAAAACAUUUAAGAGUGCACACUGGAGGAAAGCUUUACAAGUGUGAAAUUUGUUUUAAACAGUUUAAUCUACCACGUAAUUUGAAAACACAUUUGAAAGUGCACACUGGAGAAAAAUCUUUCAAUUGCGAAAUUUGUUUUAAGCAAUUUAAUUAUGCAUCCAGUUUGAAAAUGCAUUUACAAAUGCACACUGAAGAGAAACCGUACAAGUGUGAAAUUUGUUUUAAGCAAUUUAGUCAAUCAGGUCAUUUGAAAAAACAUUUGAGAGUGCACACUGGGGAAAGGCCUUACAAGUGUGAAAUUUGUUUAAAAUUAUUUAGUCAUGCAGCCAGCUUAAAAGAACAUUUAAGCAUGCACACUGCAGAAAUGCCUUACAAGUGUAAAAUCUGUUUUAAGGGCACCCAAAGACUGAAAAUUUAUUUUUUUUAAGUUUUUUACGUUAUGAUUGAAAAAUAUUCUCUGAAAUCUUCUCUUUUCAACGAUAUAUAACACAUUAUAGUACAAAAUAUCCAUGGUUAUCCAUUAGAGUGUUUUAUGUUUGUGCGAUUUCCCGAAUACUAGGUUUUUAACUUUUGAUGUCAGAUAUCUCUGGAUUCUUAGAUGAUAUAAGGUCCAAAUUUUUACAGUGGUUGUAGAUAGAUAAUGUCUUAAAAAAUAAAAUCCCAACUUUUUUGGGUUUUUUUUGUAGGAGUAUUUUAAAAAAAUUUAAAAUAAAUGUUUCUUUCACUCUAACUUUACAAAAAUCUACGCGGGACUAAACAAUAGAGAGUUAUUAGAGAGAUAUCGAAACCCUAUUUUACAUCGUCCUUUAAUAAAAGAUCCUUUAUUUUGACAUAAAUAACCAUGCUUAUAUGUCAAAAGUGUCAAAAUAAAGGAUCUUUUAUUACCAAACGACGGUUUCGAUAUCUCUCUAUUGCCAACGUCUUUUAAGUCGGCCUGUAAUAAAAGAUCCUUUAUUUUGACAUAUAAGCAUGCGCAGUAUUGCGUCUUUAAUUUUUGUCCUUUAAUAAAAUACAGGCCGCCUGUAUUUCAGGAAAAUUAGAAGACACCCUUCUUUUAAUAAAAGUUCCUUUAUUUUGACAUAACGUGUCAAAAAUGUGAAGAAAGGUCUAACUUCACUUGUAUUUUGAAUUUAUCUUGUCUUGUCCCUUCUUUCUUUGGAUUGAUAAUUUAUGUAUUGUGGGAUUGAUAUUUGAUUAAACUUUCAUCAUUAAAGUUGUGUGUUGGGUUUUCUUUAUUAAAAAGAACUCUAAGUAAUAUUCUCAGAUAUAGAUUAUUGAUGUUUUGACCCAAACGAAUAUAAAAAAAGAACAUUUUAUUGAAGUUUGAGUUAUUACAAAAAGUUGUAAAAAGGAAUAUAUAAUGUAAAUAAUUUUAAAGUGUUACUAAUUACAAUGAUCAGACAUAGAAUAUCAUUAAUUCAUUUAUUAAACUCGAUAUAUUUUUCAUUUUUGUAUAGAAAUAAAUAUUUAUUAUAGAUAUAAGAGGUAAUUUCAAUAAAUUUUAAUGAAGGUUAGGAUUUGUUAAAAUUCUAGAUUCAAAAUAGAGUUCAAUUCAACAGAUAUAUAACAACAGGUUAACAAAAUAAAACAAAGUUUCAAGUAUGUAUUUAUUUUUGAAAAUUUAAUCUUUUAUAGAUUAGAAACUAUAAAAUUUUUAAUCAGAAGUAUUAAUACACUUUUAUUUUCAUAUCAUCUUCUUUUGGUUCCUACCCGUUUCAAAUCGUAUUGCAAAUUAUAUUAGCAAUCAUAACCUUCCUAGCUGCGAUUUGAAACAGUUCCAUUGAUAUUCUCCCUCUACCGGGUUUUCACUUACCUUUGACUCUACCUUUCAAUAUGUACUGCAGCAGGGAGUAAUGGUGCUGAUUUCUCAUAUAUGUGUCCUAGAUACUGCAGUUUUAUGCGUUUAAUGGUAAACACAAUGUCUAAUUCCUUUUUCAUUCCUCCUAGAACCCCCUUGUUCGUGAUCCAUUCCAUGCCGUCAUUAUUUGUUUAUUUAAACACUGAUAAAAAAAUUAAUAAAAAACCACCAUAAAGCUUAAUUCUUCUAUUAUAUUUUUGUCUGUCGGGAAGUUUAUCUGACAGAUUAGAUAUUAGAGGACUUUUCAUUUCCAGAUAACUAAUUAUUGGGAAGUUUAUAUAACAGUAUCCUUGGUACAUGACAAUUAUAACGAAAAGCACUUUACCGAAACCUCACUAGACCGAAAUGGUACAUACAUUUAAAAAGAUUGCAGUAAAUAAUUAUGCUAAGAUUUUGAAUAUCUGUCUUUCUGUUUAUUGUAUUUUUUUGUAUUAUUUUAUAUAUAGACUGUGUACAGUCUGAUAUAAAAUAAUUUUCAUCCGUUAAAAAAAUUAGUGGAGGUAAAAAUAAAUUAAGGGUAGAGUGACAUUAACACCAUUUUAACUGUUUCUAAUAACCAUCCAAAUAACAUUUAGUUGUAAUUAUAUUAUUUGUCUUAUCUCUUUUACUGCGACAAAUAAAAAGAAGAAGAAAAAAUAAACAAAAAACAAAGCAAAAAAACAACCUCUAAACUCGCCAGUACUUUGUGCUGCGAGUCCUAAGCCUGGUUAAAGGGUGAGGGGAGGUUGAUGUUACCCUUGCUCAGAUUACAAUCCUGUUUGAGCACCCUGUAUUAUGUACCUAUUGCUUUUCGGUCUCCUACUGUUCGGUCUAGUGAGGUUUCGGUAAAGUGCUUUUCGGUCUAAUGAUUUCGGUCUCUACAGUAAACCAGUAUCCUUAAUAUCUGUCUUUUCAGCUCCGGAUUACUAGUUAACGGAAGUUUUUCUCUGUCAGAUAUCUGUUAGUAUCUAAUCUGUCAGAUAAACUUCCUGAUAACUAGUUAUCCAGAGGUGAAAAGAGAGGCCCAUAAUGGAUCGUAAUGAACAUAUUUUAAAUGAUAAAAGAUUAUAACACCAAUAGCAUGUAUAUAUUUAUAAAUUUUUUAUUUAAAACCUGCUAAUGAUCAUAAAAUACUUAAAAUCAGUCACCAAUAUGAUAUUUAUUUAUAAAUUUAUUAACAAACUGCAGUCCAAUAAAAAUAAAAUUAGUUUAAGCUAGCUUUAAAUGUCGAACAAUAUUUUUAAACAAACACACACACACACAAUUUAGUUGCAUUAGAUUAGCUCCUGGUUGAAAAUGUACUGCCACAGCUUCUAUAUCAAUAUCAACAGCACACUCACUGUUAAUGAACUAAUUAUGUGUUAUCGAGUUUAAUUAAAUGAAUUUGUUAAUAAAUUAUUUAUUAGCUUA